GGGGCCCCCCGGGCAAUAAGGGAUCAUGGGGCCCCUGUGUCCUUCCCCAAACUCAAAAAAGCCUAUGAAAAAGGUACCAGGGGCAUCUCAUGGGGCCCCCUAAUGACCCUGGGCCCUCGGGCAGUGCCCGGGUUUCCAUAUGGUCAGUCCGCCCCUGCCUCCACACCAUUACACCACCACCACCAGCCUGAACAAUUGAUACAAGGCAGAAUUUUGUGGAAACAUUAAAAUCUCAGGGUUUUUUUUAUGCCAUCUGUGUCCCCACUAGGUAGGCUCAGCCCUUUAUUUGUCAUGGUG
Molecule: messenger RNA, 297 nt
Organism: Staurois parvus
Lineage: Eukaryota; Metazoa; Chordata; Amphibia; Anura; Ranidae
Source: the annotation of a GenBank genome assembly